Benincasa hispida (wax gourd) is the source of this 3321-nucleotide messenger RNA. RefSeq names its product NADPH-dependent pterin aldehyde reductase-like. Gene Ontology annotation, biological process: folic acid-containing compound metabolic process. The record is from RefSeq and is a predicted model, not a curated record. Gene Ontology annotation, cellular component: cytosol. Lineage: Eukaryota; Viridiplantae; Streptophyta; Magnoliopsida; Cucurbitales; Cucurbitaceae. Gene Ontology annotation, molecular function: oxidoreductase activity, acting on the CH-OH group of donors, NAD or NADP as acceptor.
ACACUUUUAAACUCUCUCUCUCUCAUGUAUUUCUUUGUAUAAAAUCAAACAUUGUUUGUAAGAAUCCAAAAGCUUUAAUUUUCCAUGGCCACCAUUUUGAGUGAAUUCUCAGGAGCAAAAGAUGCAACAGCUACUAAGAAGGUGUUGAUCACUGGCGUGAGCAAAGGAUUGGGAAGAGCCUUAGCCUUGGAAUUAGCCAAUCGUGGUCAUACCAUUAUUGGUUGUUCACGUGAUCAAACAAAACUUCAUUCCCUUCAACAAGAGCUUGCUAAAGUUUCUUCUGCAAAGCAUUUACUCUACACUGUUGAUGUGAGAUCAAACACCAACGUUGAAGAGUUUGUCCAAGCUAUUGUGGAAAAUGAAUUAGUACCAAAUAUCAUUGUGAAUAAUGCAGGUUUGAUCAAUAGAAAUGGGAAAAUAUGGGAGUUGGAUGCACAAGAAUUUGAUAAUGUGAUUGAUACAAACGUCAAAGGGAUCGCCAAUAUAAUGCGUCAUUUCAUUCCACUUAUGAUUUCUACCAACAAAGGGAUUAUCAUCAAUAUGUCUUCACUUUCUGGGAGAGAUGCACAUGGACUGUUUGCACCGUAUUGUGCAUCAAAGUGGGGGGUUGAAGGACUAAGCAAAGCUACAGCAAAAGAAGUGCCAGAGGGAAUGGCGAUUGUGAGCUUAGAUCCAGGCAUCAUAUACACUGACAUGCUGGUUUCAUGUCUUGGCGAACUUGCUCUAAAAUAUCAAUCACCUCAACAUUGGAUGACAAAAAAGUGUAUACUUAUUCGAUAUACGGAGGUGAUUGGGAUGAGAAUGAAAGUUCGUGUAUUAGGGGACAGUUGGCAGGAAUCCUUGUGCCUGUUUCAUUGAAGUAUGAAGAAAUUAAAUCUCACAUUUACGGGGUUACAAAUGUCAGUUCUUCAGAGUUUGAUCUUAUACUGAAAGUUAAAUAUAAGCUUGAAUAUGAAGCCCCUCCACAAUACAUAAGGAAUGAUGAUGGUAUUCGCUUCCUUCUUUUCCGAGAAGACCUUAGUAGACUUCAGUUAUCUGUAACGCUGAAAUCGAAUGUGGACGAAAAUAUUAGAAUGGGGUUUAGAAAUGUGAGUUAUGAUGAUACGACUAUGGAGAGACAAUACAAGGAAUCAUAUCAGUAUCGUCAGGAAGAAUAUGAUAUUCCAUUGUCUACCAACACUGUACCAUCAAUAUUAUCACUAGACAACGAUCGCACUAAUCUAACAAGAUUGAAUUCAGAAUUGGGCGGUACUUCAGUUGUUGGUAAUGAAAUACCAUAUAUAUUUGAUUAUAUGGAUUGUGGUCAUCCAGAACAAAGUUGUAGUCCUUCAGUUGAUGUGAAUGAGCAACCAACAGGAUUGAAUGAAAUGGAUCGUGAUCAUGGAGAUGUGCGUCAUUCUACAGCAGCUUCAGUGGUUCCACCAUCUGUAUCUUCAAGUCAUAGGACAGAGUUGAUUAUGCCUGGUACCUCUUCAUUUGAGAUAGAGGACGUUGAAGUUGGUCAACUAUUUUUUAGCAAAAAUGACUUGAAAAUGAGAUUAUCUGUUCUGUCCAUCAACAAAAAUUUUGAAUUUAGGGUCAGGAAGUCAACCAAAUCUCUAUUCAUAGUCAAAUGUAUUAGGGAGACAUGUAAGUAGAGCCUUCAUGUAGUGAAAAUGGAAGGGUCUGAUAUAUUCAAGAUCACAAAGUACUGUAGUUCGCACACAUGUUCCAUUGGAAUUAUGAAUCACGACCAUAAAUAAGUAACUGCUACGAUUAUUAGUCAGUUGAUUAAAGAUAAGUUCAUGGGAAUAGGACAUAUUUAUAAACAUUGUCAUAUCAUUGAGGAUAUGAGGAGAGAUUAUGGCGUGAACAUAAGUUAUGAUAAAGUGUGGCGUGCAAGGGAAGUCGUGUAUGAUCUCACUAGAGAUACUCCAGAAUAUUCAUACUCUAUACUACAUGCUUAUGGAGAAGUGUUAAAAAUAGAUAAUCUGGGUACAGUCUUUGAAUCAAACUUGAAGAUGAGGUGCAUUUCAAGUAUAUGUUUAUGGCAUUAGGGCCUUGUAUUAGAGGUUUCGCAAGCUGUUGACCUGUGAUAAUUAUUGAUGGGUCGCACUUGAAAGGAAAAUACAAAGGCACCAUAUUGGUUGCGGUUUCUAUGGACGGUAACAAUCAAUUAUACCCACUAUCAUAUGCAAUAGUGGACAAUGAAACCGAUCGAUCAUGGAAAUGAUUUAUGUCAAACUUGAAAUGUAGUAUCGGAUAAUCCAAUAAUCUGGUGUUUGUGUCUGAUCGGAUGGUAUCUAUCAUAAAUGCUAUUUGUGUAUUUUUUCCUACGAAAUUUCAUGGAUUGUGCACAUGGCACAUAGAACAAAAUCUUGUUACAAACUUUAAGGAUAGCACGGUUGUUGGGAUAUUUAGAGAUAUAGUAAUGGCAUUUCACAUGACAGAGUUCCAGACAAAAUGGGACGAACUCCAUAAUUUUUUAGAGGUGUUGUCACAAAAUAUUUGGAAGACAUCGGUCUUCAAAGGUGGGCACGGGUUUGCUAAAUAGAAUGAGUAUAUGAUAACAUGACAUCCAAAAGUGCAGAGUGUUUCAUUUCAUUAACUAAAGAGUAUCGACUAUUGCCCAUAGUAUGCUUGAUUGAACAUGUUAGAGGAAUGCUCCAAUCGUGGUUCUAUGAACGAAGAAAUUACUGGGCAUCUCGAACGACAUUGCACCCUGACUACUGUGAAACCCAAUUGGCAAGUGAGACCGAUAAGGCAGACGAUAUCGAGUUUAGCCCAUUGAUUGUUAUCAGGUCCACGUGCGAGAUAAUCGAUUGGACAGUAUUGUCAAUCUUUACAUGAAGGAAUGCACGUGUAAGGAAUUCGACUCACUUGGUAUCUCGUAUUUGCAUGCAAUUGUUGCUACCAAGGAAUGAAAUAUACCCAUCCCGAGUUUUUGCAGUUGAUUUUAUACAGUGGACUCUCUAAUGACUGGGUAUGCGGAGCCUAUAAAUCCACUUGGCCACAUAUCUGAAUGGAAGGGACCUCCUGGAUAUGUAGAAAAGACUAUCCUUCCUCUGAAGUUUGUGGCACAAGUCGGGCGACGGAGAGUGAAAGAGUACCAUCCAGAAGAGAAUUUUGCAGACAAAUGAAAAUGUGGUUGGUGUGGGAAUUAUGGGCAUAAUCGCCAAAUUGUUAGCGAACCGCUCACAACCGUGCGACGUGAAAAUGCCAGAAACCGUGACACAAACACCUCUCAUCUAGUUUAGUUUAUAACUAACUUGUAACAUUUCAUUUGUUAUAAAUACCAUUGAUCGAUUUUUCAUAUGUCAUACAUGUAACAUACUUCAUGCC